AUGGCUGUACCCUCCGCUCCUGCCAAUAACCUAGACAAACGGUCUAUUACCUGCCUCACAGUCGGGGAAUCAGCAACGGCGACCUGGACCAAUAGCGCCGGGCAAACCUGUACUUUUGUCGGAGUGGUUGGGAGCAAUUAUGGUGCCAACAGCGCAGGCAAUGGGGACUACUCUUGCAACGGCCGUUGUGGUGCAGGUUGCACCGGCACCGCGCUAGGGAACGUAUACACACAGGACUGCUUCUCUCAUGACAUCUGCUCAUAUUUCGAAAAUGCUAGUGGAGUGAUCCAAACUGCGGUGAUGCUUACAAUGCAGCCGUUGACGAUACCGCGGGAGGACUUGUCGCUGGCUGCUCGCAGACGAAUCCUACCAACUCGGUGUCUCCGCCGAAUUCCAGCCCUAUUUGUUCUUGAUAAGGCUGUUGUUUUUCAACGUGGCUAG
Molecule: messenger RNA, 441 nt
Organism: Aspergillus caelatus
Lineage: Eukaryota; Fungi; Ascomycota; Eurotiomycetes; Eurotiales; Aspergillaceae
Exons: 3
Coding region: 1-441 (146 amino acids)
Source: RefSeq, a predicted model, not a curated record